Oreochromis niloticus (Nile tilapia) is the source of this 1299-nucleotide messenger RNA. RefSeq names its product synthesis of cytochrome C oxidase 1 (gene sco1). The record is from RefSeq and is a predicted model, not a curated record. Gene Ontology annotation, cellular component: mitochondrial inner membrane. Gene Ontology annotation, molecular function: copper ion binding; copper chaperone activity. NCBI's taxonomy places the organism in Eukaryota, Metazoa, Chordata, Actinopteri, Cichliformes, Cichlidae. Gene Ontology annotation, biological process: intracellular copper ion homeostasis; mitochondrial respiratory chain complex IV assembly. The transcript has 7 exons. The coding region runs from base 181 to 1083 and encodes 300 amino acids.
CUGGCUACGGAUCUGAGAUCAGCUAAUUUUGCGUGUAGUGGCCUAUUUAAAACUAGCACCGCUGCAGUAUAACUGACCUGAGAACGGAGGCUAGUCCGCAGAGUUUCUGUUCACUUCUCAUGCUUUACCAAAGCUGCAGCUGCUUCCUGGUUGUUGCAGCGGUUCUCUUCAGGUCCGAACAUGGCUCUGAGUGUGCUGUAUCACAGCCUGGGCUGCCGGCUGCUUCAUAGCAGAGUCUUACAGAGUCCGGCGAAGCUCACGCUCGGCGCUUUACCGAGACAGUCGGCCCUGAAACACACGCUGUCCCCGCAGAGAACUCACUCCUACCUGAUGAAUGUGAGUCAGCGGCACACCUGCAGAGCAACGCAAUGGAAGAAUCAACACAGCUUAAGAACAUUUUCCUCGAUGCCUCCUCCACCCUCAUCAGGAGAUAAGCCAAAGAAGUCUGGGCCUGUGACGUGGAAAUCGUUAGCAGUAACGUUUGCCAUUGGUGGUGCGCUGCUCGGAGGGAUGAAAUAUUUCAAGAAAGAAAAGGAAGAAAUGAUUGAAAAAGAGAGGAACAAGUCAAUAGGGAAGCCGGCACUGGGAGGCCCGUUCUCACUCAUCGACCACAACAACAAGCCCACCAAGAGUGAGGACUUCCUCGGCCAGUGGAUCCUCAUCUACUUCGGGUUCACUCACUGCCCCGACAUCUGCCCCGAUGAACUGGAGAAGAUGAUCGAAGUAGUGGAUGAAAUAGACAAAAUAAAAACGUUGCCAAACUUGACGCCGAUCCUCAUCACCAUCGACCCCGACAGGGACACACCCGAGGCCUUAGCUACAUAUGUGAAAGAGUUUUCCCCAAAGCUGAUUGGUCUGACGGGAACGACGGCUCAGAUCAAUGAAGUUUCCAGAGCGUACAGAGUGUACUUCAGUCAGGGGCCAAAGGAUGAAGACAACGACUACAUCGUCGAUCACACAAUCAUCAUGUACCUCGUGGGACCCGACGGAGAGUUCGUGGAUUAUUUCGGACAGAACAAAAGAAGUGUGGAGAUCACCAACUCGAUAGCGGCACACAUGAGGAGGUUCAAGAAGGGAAAAUGAGCAGCAGCCCAUUAAAGCGGACUCAUCCUCAGGCGUGUCUGUGCACCACUGCCGUCUUUGCUUGGCUUUUAUUUAUUGUGGAUACACUACUCCAUAAAGAUACAUAUCUGCAGUGACACUCGGAGGUGUGCAGUAUGCCUGAUAUUUGCAUUUUACUUUCUAUGAUUCUGUGAUCAUUUUGCAUAACUGAGGAAUAAAAAACAAACCCCACACACA